Messenger RNA from Synchiropus splendidus (mandarinfish), 3251 nucleotides. RefSeq names its product collectin sub-family member 11 (gene colec11). The transcript has 7 exons. Bases 892 to 1719 code for a protein of 275 amino acids. The record is from RefSeq and is a predicted model, not a curated record. Lineage: Eukaryota; Metazoa; Chordata; Actinopteri; Syngnathiformes; Callionymidae.
GAAAAGCAGAAAAUGCUUUCUUGGGGGACAUCAAUAUUUGAGAGGCAUGUAAUCCAACCCUUUUGGGGGGAUUUUUAAAGGAGACACCCGAUCCACUAUUGAAAAGCGCCCGUCGGUUUGUAAAUCUAAUUAGGACAUCCGACACUAUACUAUUGGAUCAUAUCUCAUUACUGACACAAGAUGACAGCAUGUAAACACUAACAUGACUGUCCUUGUGCACAACUUAAACUAGCUUGUUAACUGUUUCAUUAGACUCUGAAUUAUGCAGUGAAAGUAUCUUCUGACCUCAACACACAUGCAGAUCAUCAUUUCCAUGUAUAGUACAAUCAGAGUUGUGCAUAGGAUUUGGUCACAAUGUGUGACAUGUGGUCACUGAUAUAGGAUCUGAAUAAGCGUCUAGGCUGACGUGAACUGGUCAACCACUUGCCUGAAUCGCAGACAAGUCCAGUCCGUUCCCAGACCAACUGUGAGUGCGUCCUGGGGAAGCCCCGGGGCUUCUCAGUCCUCAUGAUCAGAACUCUCCUGAAUUCAACCACACACCAUAUUACCAAAAGACAUUGCUAAACUGGCACCAAACAUAUUUUACAAGAUGAAAAAAGUAUAAAUAUUAACCAUUACAUUCACUCAGUUACAGUGUAAGUAUAACUUUGCCUAUAUUCGGAAAUUCCUUUGCUGCUUUCCCGGCCAAUUAUGUGUGAGGUCUCUGCUCCGGCCUUUAUCUGUGUUUAUGAUUACGCUCUCGCUCACAUUCUGGGAUUCAACAUGAGAUGCUUCUGCAAGACCACCAAGAGUUCAGAGCACUGUCUCAUCCCAGGAAGCUGCAAUACUUUCUAUUUCUGUCUGGAAAAUUUGGAAAAAGGAAGCGGAGUCUAGAAAAACCCAUGUAAAAGGAUGAUUAGAAAGAAGUCAAUUCUACGGCUUGUGCUGCUCAGUUUAUUAUCACUGGAUUUGUCUGUUGGACAACUCCUGACGGAAGAGACCUGCAAUGUCCAGAUCCUUGUUCCAGGACUAAAAGGGGAACCUGGGGAGAAAGGAAUCAAAGGAGCGCCAGGAAGACCAGGACGAGUUGGACCUCAUGGCGAAGAUGGUCAUGCUGGGAUCAAAGGUCAAAAAGGCAUCAUGGGUCGCUAUGGCAAAUUGGGCCCCAGUGGGAUAAAAGGUUACAAAGGAGAUGUUGGAGAUCCAGGACCCCAGGGACUAACCGGAGAUCCAGGCGUUCCUUGUGAGUGUGCACCAAUGAGGAAGUUGAUAGGAGAGAUGGAUAUUGUCGUGGCACAACUUUCCUCUGAGCUGAAGUUCAUCAAAAAUGCACUGACCUCCCCUGCAGCUGUUGCUGGCAUAAAGGAGACGGACAGUAAAAUCUAUCUGAUGGUGAAGGAGGAGAAGCGCUACUUUGACGCCGAGGCCCACUGUCAGAGCAGAGGAGGGCACCUUGCCAUGCCCAAGGAUGAGACCGCCAACACAGCCAUCGCUGCGUACAUCACCCAAGCGGGUCUGAGCAGAGUCUACAUUGGCAUCCAUGACUUGGACCAAGAGGGAGUUUUCACUUACGUUGAUCGCUCUCUAGUAUCUACGUUUAACAAAUGGCGGCGAGGGGAACCCAACAACGCCUAUGAUGACGAGGACUGUGCUGAGAUGUUGGCCUCAGGCGAGUGGACUGAUGUUUCUUGCCACCCGACCAUGUAUUUUGUUUGCGAGUUUGACAAGGACAGCAUCUGAGCAGCAUCAUUUCUGAGCAUCUCUGCAUAUAAAACAAUGCACAAGCUGUGCGCUGUGACGUAGUCUGUGGUAUAUUUAUUUUCUCGUUCGAAAUUCAAACAUUUAAUCAACUCUUCUGUCGUAAACUUUAAUAUAAGACUGUUUUGGUUUCCCCUAUAACUGACUGAAGGUUGUGCUAUUGUCAAUUAUACAGAUACUUUGUUUGACAAUAGGAGCACAUUUGGAUCCAGUCAAGCACCUUCAAUCACAGAAACAAUAUCUGUACUGCAUGCAAAAUUAUGAGUUAUUUGGCAGUUGCACCACAAUCAAAGAAAACAAAAACAGACAAGAGUGUGUCUGCAUUAUUCAUCAAGGUUGUAUAGGGGCUUCCUCAAUAGUAACACAAAUCAGCAGAAGUUCAAAGACCAUUGUAAGAACUGUUAAUUUAAAACAAAAAUUGAAAAAAGCAAAUUGUCAUUACGAACCCAUAAGUGUCAAAUCACACUUUAGUGAGUAGUUAGUUUAAAACAAGAAUAGUAUUUCGACAUAUAUUCGACACAUAUAUUUUUUAAAACCACCUCUACUAUAAUGAUAAUUUUGUUUUGCUUGCUAUAAAUAUAUUUCUUGUUAAUUAGAAUUUUUCCUAGCCGUCUUCCUUCACUUUUAUUUCUAUUUCUAUUUGUUACCUCUCUUUUAAAACAUUUUUUAUAACUGUGCUGUAAAAUAUUAACUAGUAUGAAUCCAGCUGAGAAAACUGAGUAUGACUGGUCCCUUUAAACACAAUUAAAAAAACAAAACAAUACAUUAAUUAUACACUGAACAUUUGACAGUGUGUCAAAAUGCCAAAACCACAAUGUUUGACAAGCAUAGAUUGCUCUGGCAUUUUCCUCUUUAAAAGAAAGAAUCUUUGCUUCCGUUGUGAUUAAUUGUUGUCUUUAUGCACCGUGCUUUUGUUUUAGAGGCAUCUCUUGGCUGAAGGAUUUUGAAUAUUCAUGACGAAGACCUCCUCAUAAAGCUCAGCGCCAGUCCUCUGAAGAAUUGAAUAAUUAAUGUGACAAUGAAUUAUGCAUUUCAUUGACCAAGAGUUUUCUGACACAAACCAUUAUGUGCCAUUGUUGUUGGUGGAACCUCUGGUCGCUCUUGUGGUAAACAAUGUUGGACAGAUGUGAGUAACAGCAGAUAAUUACUGCGAAAAUGGCCUGCAAAGAGGAGAUAAUAGUCAUAUGUGAGAAUGAGAAUAAAACAAUGAAACUGUACUUGAUUUAAUCGCUUCCCUUAUGUGCUAAACCUGAAUAUAUUAUUAUAAUUAAUGGGGUUUUAGCGUCUGUUUCCACAUUCAAUAAGAGGAUGUUUUGUUUUUUUUCUUUGCUGUUGCUAGAUAAUCAACAAAAAAACCAACAACUAAACAUUAAACAAAAUAGCAUUGUGUGGCAAAGUUGAUAUACAAAGCAUCGGUGGUUAUCUUCCAACAGACACAGACUCAAAAAUUGAGAUUAGAUGUUCUCCUUUUGAGUUCUUUGUCGCACUGGUUUCCUCCGACUGGUUUCUCUCGA